Orbilia oligospora ATCC 24927 is the source of this 1527-nucleotide messenger RNA. RefSeq lists its product as uncharacterized. Gene Ontology annotation, biological process: rRNA base methylation. Gene Ontology annotation, cellular component: nucleus. The record is from RefSeq and is a predicted model, not a curated record. The coding region runs from base 1 to 1527 and encodes 508 amino acids. The transcript is spliced from 6 exons. Gene Ontology annotation, molecular function: 23S rRNA (adenine(1618)-N(6))-methyltransferase activity. Lineage: Eukaryota; Fungi; Ascomycota; Orbiliomycetes; Orbiliales; Orbiliaceae.
AUGCAUCCGAAAAACGUCUACAAGAAUGGCGUGAGCUUUGCACAAUUGGCGAAGGAGUCCCCAGGCCUUGCAAAAUGUUUGAAAGGAAGCACAUCCAUCAAUUUCCACGAUCCGGAGUCAAUUAGGCAACUAGCAAAAGCCCUGCUCAAGAAAGAGUUUAAUCUUGAAGUUGACCUCCCAGAAGACAGGUUAUGUCCAGGGGUCCCAAACAGGUUGAAUUAUAUCCUCUGGUUGAAUGAUCUUAUCUUAGACACCCAUGAAGAAAGAUCUUCUCCAGGGCCUCCCAAAGUAACAGGCAUCGACAUCGGCACCGGCGCCUCAGCAAUAUACCCUCUGUUAGGCUGCGCCCAAUUUCCGACAUGGCGGUUCUUCGCCACCGAAAUAGAUUCAAAAUCACUUUCCUCGGCCGCCAAUAAUAUCUCCCAAAACACAUUGGAAGAUAGGAUAACUCUCCUCGACGUUUCUUCUUCAUCUACAAUACUCCCAGAAGGGGAAAUAAUAUCCUACUCGCAACCCAUAGACUUCACGAUGUGUAACCCUCCCUUUUAUACCUCAAUAAACGACAUGCUAUCCUCUGCUAAAACGAAAGCAGUACCACCAUUAUCAGCAUGUACCGGUUCCACCACAGAAAUGGUUACUGAUGGUGGAGAAGUUGCGUUUGUAAAUCGUAUGGUCGAGGAGAGCUUGAAACUUAAGGAGAAGGUCAGGUGGUAUACCUCCAUGUUGGGGAAAAGAAGUAGUGUUGAAAAGGUGGUUGAGAAGUUAAAGGAGAGCGGGGUGGCGAAUUAUGUAGUUGGAGAAUUUGUACAAGGUGCGAAAACGAAAAGGUGGGCGGUUGGAUGGAGUUUUGGGGAUAGGAGGGCCGGUGAUCAUAUCUCACGACAACCGACUUCACAUUUAUUAAGGUCGCAUCUUCCAUUUCCUACAACUUUUAAGAUUCCACUGCCCAUCGACGCGGGUUUAUCAACGCUAUUGCCGCGGGUAGAGGAAUUGAUGAAGAAAUCGUGUGGGGAUUUCCCAGUUGAAAGCUUUGAGUGGAGCUCCGUUCGGUUGCCGUAUUUUGCGACAAUGUACGGUACUGUAGAGACUUUAUACUCUAAUGGGAAAGGGGAAACGAAUGGGAAUACGUGGGCAAGAGCUGCCAGACGACGCAGGAAGCAACUGGAGAAGGAGGCAGCGGAGGGGAGGAUAAGUGAAAUACCGCAAGAGCCAAAGUUUGGAUUUGCAGCGGGAAUAUUUAUCAGUUUAAGUGGCCCUGUGUCUGAAGCAGGAGUCGUGGGAAUCGGGGGCUCCAGUACCCAGGAGGAAGGGAAAAAAGGCGACGAAGACCAAGAUAUGGUAGAUGAGACGGAUGCUUGGGAUCAUGAUUUUAUCAGCCUCCCUGCUUCGUCCAUGGAGCCCGAGGCGAGUAAAGGGUCAUACAUCUUGUUACGAUGGACAAUAGGGGUGGACCAUGUCAUCUGGGAAAGUUUUUGUGGAAUGCUAAGGCGGAAACUGCUCGAAGGCCUAACUGAAAUGAAAGCGUGA